GCAAGAAAAAGAAACUACCUUUCUCUCACUCAAUAGAUCUAUCUGGUCUGGAUACAGUACGAUUGAUGGCUCCGUCUCUCUCUUGAUCUGAUGACGACGACGAUGAUGGUGAAGCUUCGGAAUCUUGUUCUUUUCUUGAUGCUCCUCACCGUCGCAGCUCCUAUCCUUCUCUACACCGAUCCCGCCGCUUCCUUCAAGACCCCCUUUUCUAAACGCGAUUUCCUCGAGGACGUAACCGCCUUGACUUUGAAUUCCGAUGGGAAUCGUUUGAAUCUGCUUCCUCGGGAAUCUCCGGCUGUGCUCAGAGGAGGAGGAGGAGGAAAGAAUUCACGGCGGCUAGACCAAUUGUCUGCUCGAGUUCUUUCCGCCACCGACGAUGAUACUCACUCUCAUACUGACAUUUCCAUCAAACAAGUCACUCAUAAUAGGGAAAAGAUGCAUGUUCAAUUGACCCAACAAACCUCUGAAAAAGUUGAUGAGCAAGAGCCUAAUGCUUUUGGAGCUAAGAAAGAUACAGGAAACUUGUUGAUGCCUGAUGCUCAACUGAGGCACCUUAAAGAUCAGCUUAUUAGGGCUAAGGUUUAUCUUUCCCUUCCAUCUGCAAAGGCCAAUGCACAUUUUGUGAGAGAGCUUCGACUCCGUAUUAAAGAAGUUCAACGGGCACUUGCAGAUGCCUCCAAGGAUUCGGAGCUGCCAAAGACUGCUACUGAAAAGCUUAAAGCAAUGGAGCAAACUUUGGCCAAAGGCAAGCAGAUCCAAGAUGACUGUUCCAUUGUGGUCAAGAAGCUACGUGCAAUGCUCCACUCCGCUGAGGAGCAGCUACGGGUCCAUAAGAAGCAAACCAUGUUCUUGACUCAAUUGACUGCUAAGACCAUUCCUAAAGGACUUCACUGCCUCCCUCUGCGCCUCACUACAGAUUAUUAUGCUUUAAAUUCAUCUCAACAACAAUUCCCAAAUCAGGAGAAACUAGAAGAUACUCAGCUCUAUCACUAUGCCCUUUUCUCUGAUAAUGUUUUGGCUACGUCAGUUGUUGUUAACUCUACCAUAACCAAUGCAAAGCAUCCCUCAAAGCAUGUCUUCCACAUCGUCACUGACAGACUCAAUUAUGCUGCAAUGAGGAUGUGGUUCCUGGACAAUCCACCUGACAAAGCCACCAUCCAGGUUCAGAAUGUUGAAGAAUUUACAUGGCUGAAUUCAAGCUACAGUCCCGUUCUCAAACAGCUUAGUUCUAGAUCGAUGAUAGAUUAUUACUUCAGGGCCCACCAUACAAAUUCAGACACAAACUUGAAGUUCCGGAAUCCAAAAUACUUAUCAAUCCUUAAUCAUCUUCGUUUUUACUUGCCUGAGAUCUUUCCGAAGCUCAGCAAAGUGCUCUUCUUGGAUGAUGAUAUAGUUGUGCAGAAGGACCUUUCUGGUCUUUGGUCAGUUGAUCUGAAAGGUAAUGUCAACGGUGCUGUAGAGACUUGUGGGGAAAGCUUUCAUCGCUUUGACCGUUAUCUGAACUUCUCAAAUCCACUCAUCUCCAAGAACUUUGACCCUCGAGCUUGUGGUUGGGCAUAUGGUAUGAAUGUCUUUGAUCUGGAUGAAUGGAAGAGGCAAAACAUCACAGAGGUUUAUCAUCGAUGGCAGGAUCUGAAUCGAGACCGAGAAUUGUGGAAGCUAGGGACGUUACCGCCUGGUCUCAUCACAUUCUGGAGACGAACAUAUCCGCUAGACCGGAAAUGGCACAUACUAGGCCUUGGAUACAACCCGAGUGUGAACCAGAGGGAUAUUGAGAGGGCAGCCGUGAUACACUAUAAUGGUAACCUCAAACCAUGGCUAGAGAUUGGGAUUCCAAGAUACCGAAGCUUCUGGUCAAAGCAUGUAGACUAUGAGCAGGUUUAUCUCAGAGAAUGCAACAUCAAUCCUUAGAAUUAGAGUCUGUUGUGAGAGCAAUGUUAAAAGGAGUUCCUUUACUAGGGACGUUUCCACUCUAAUCUGAGGAGCUGAUCAUUACAUGAAAUUGUAUAUGACACUGUAAAAGGAGUUCCAUUACUUUUAUGACAUUUGUUAUGUUAGGAAUAUAGAAAAUAUUUUGGGAAUUUAAGAAUGCAAUCUCUUAUAUGCA
Messenger RNA from Arabidopsis lyrata subsp. lyrata, 2107 nucleotides. RefSeq names its product probable galacturonosyltransferase 4. Gene Ontology annotation, molecular function: polygalacturonate 4-alpha-galacturonosyltransferase activity. The record is from RefSeq and is a predicted model, not a curated record. The transcript has 5 exons. Bases 91 to 1911 code for a protein of 606 amino acids. Lineage: Eukaryota; Viridiplantae; Streptophyta; Magnoliopsida; Brassicales; Brassicaceae.